CCAACAUGGCCAACCUUUGGUUUCAUUUUUUCUUCUCGAUGUUCACAAUACUUUGCUAUCUCAUCAUCUCCCCAACUUUAUGUCAAACCAAUUUCACCAAAAACGAUGAAUUAGCACUUCUUGCUUUCAAAAAUUCUGUGGGAGACCCAUUCAAUCACUUGGCUAAUUGGUCCAACUCUUCUUUCAUUUGCAAUUGGGUUGGGGUUACUUGUGAUGCUAACGGCGAGAGAGUAAGUGUAUUGAAUCUUGCUGACACGAGUCUCAAGGGUACCUUACCUUCACAAGUGGGGAAUUUGUCCUCCCUUGUUGAACUUGACCUUCAUAGUAACAACUUUCAUGGUGAGUUACCAAAGGAGUUGCUGCAGUUACAUAAGUUGAAAAUUCUCAAUUUGAGCUCUAAUGAAUUUCAUGGGAAAAUUCCAGCUUGGAUUGGAAGUCUAUUUUCUCUUCAGCAAAUAAUUUUUCGUAAUAAUAGUUUUAAAGGUGUUAUUCCUCCAAGUGUAUCAAAUUUGUCAAAGUUAGAGAUGUUGGAUUGGAAUGAUAAUUUCAUCCAUGGAUCUAUUCCACUUGCUAUUGGAAGGCUUCAGCACUUGAAGAUUUUACGCAUAGCAGGGAACAAUCUUUCAGGAAAAAUACCUCCAACUAUUUCUGGCUUAUCCUCACUUGAGCUUAUGUCUUUGUCAUACAACUCUUUAAUAGGAGAUAUUCCCAAUGAAAUUGCCAAUCUUACAAAUCUUAGAAUCAUAUAUUUGGGUCAAAAUCAACUCUUUGACUACAUACCAAGAAGCAUUGGAAGCUUGAUUUCGCUUCAAGAAUUAGAUCUUGGUUCCAAUAAUUUACAAGGUGAUAUACCAGAAGAUAUGGGAAAAUUGGAUAUGCUUCAAGAGCUAUAUCUUGAUCAUAAUAAUUUACAAGGAAAUAUUCCUCAAACAAUUGGUUAUCUCACAAACCUAAAAAUUAUAUAUCUUGCUGCUAACAAGUUGUUUGGCCAAAUACCAAGAAAUAUUGGAAAUUUGACAAAACUUCAAGAGCUAGGUCUUGGUGAAAAUAACAUUGAAGGUACACUUUCAACUGAUCAUAAUAUGUAAUUUUUUAUUAUGUUCGUGUCAUUUUUGGGAAAGUUCAUUUCAGAGCUAUAUCAUAUAAAUAUGUCCCUGCUACUGGAACUAAGGGUUUGAUCUCCAACCUAUAGUUUAACAAGUUUAUAGAAAAAGGAUGAUCCUGAAACAUUUCUUCCAAAUUUUAAAAG
Molecule: messenger RNA, 1249 nt
Organism: Prosopis cineraria
Lineage: Eukaryota; Viridiplantae; Streptophyta; Magnoliopsida; Fabales; Fabaceae
Product: leucine-rich repeat receptor-like protein kinase PXL1
Exons: 4
Coding region: 6-1088 (360 amino acids)
Molecular function (GO): protein binding
Source: RefSeq, a predicted model, not a curated record